Molecule: messenger RNA, 1458 nt
Organism: Chelonus insularis
Lineage: Eukaryota; Metazoa; Arthropoda; Insecta; Hymenoptera; Braconidae
Gene: 128up
Product: GTP-binding protein 128up
Exons: 7
Coding region: 292-1395 (367 amino acids)
Biological process (GO): cytoplasmic translation
Cellular component (GO): cytoplasm
Molecular function (GO): GTP binding; GTPase activity
Source: RefSeq, a predicted model, not a curated record
CAAGCAGAGUAGCUCGUGAAAUUAAUUUUGGCAACAUAUUAUCCUUUAUAGAAUAAUCUCUAAUCCUAUUCUUGAUAACAAAAAUAUUUUAAAAAGCUAUUAGAGUAUUAAUUAUCAAUUCUUAAAUUUUUACUCCAUAAAUAAUCGUAAUCUAUUGUAUUUUAAUUCUAUCAAUACGCACGUGGAAACUGCUUAUAUCCUUUUAAGGUUAUACAUAUGUAUUGUGAUUUAAGUGAUAUUAGACGUCAAAGAAUUAUUUAAUUAGUCAAUCAUCAAUAAAAAUUCAUCAAAAUGAGUACUAUUUUGGAGAAAAUAGCAGCUAUUGAAGCUGAGAUGAAUCGUACUCAAAAAAAUAAAGCAACAUCUGGUCACUUGGCUAUGCUAAAAGCCAAACUAGCAAAACUUAGAAGAGAAUUAAUUACUCCAAAAGGAGGUGGUGGUGGUGGAGAACAAGGUUUUGAAGUAGCUAAAACUGGAGAUGCACGAAUUGGAUUUGUAGGUUUUCCAUCAGUUGGAAAGUCGACACUUCUGAGUACUUUAGCUGGAGUUUAUUCAGAAGUUGCAGCUUAUGAAUUUACAACACUUACAACAGUUCCUGGAUGUAUCAAAUAUAAAGGCGCUAAGAUACAACUUCUCGAUCUACCCGGUAUUAUUGAAGGUGCUAAAGAUGGCAAGGGUAGAGGAAGACAAGUCAUUGCCGUAGCUAGAACAUGCAGCUUAAUAUUCAUUGUCUUAGAUGUCCUAAAGCCUCUCGGACAUAAAAGACUUAUAGAGCAUGAGUUAGAGGGCUUUGGCUUAAGGUUAAAUAAGCAACCACCUAACAUUAUAUUCAGGAAGAAGGAAAAAGGAGGUAUUAAUUUGCAAACAAUGUGUGCUCAAUCUGAACUUGAUUUAGAAACUGUCAAAUCCAUCUUAUCAGAGUAUAGAAUUCAUAAUGCUGAUAUUACGCUCAGAUAUGAUGCAAGUGCUGAUGAUCUCAUUGACAUUAUUGAAGGAAACCGUGUCUAUAUACCUUGCAUUUAUUUGUUAAAUAAAAUAGAUCAAAUCAGUAUCGAAGAAUUAGAUAUUAUUUAUAAAAUUCCACACUGUGUGCCGAUUUCUGCUCAUCAUAAAUGGAAUUUUGAUGACUUGUUAGAAAAGAUGUGGGAUUAUCUUCAGCUUGUAAGAAUAUAUACAAAACCCAAGGGGCAAUUACCUGAUUACAAUUCUCCAGUCGUACUAAACAGAGAUAGGCGAACAGUUGAAGAUUUUUGCAAUAAACUUCAUCGAUUAAUUGCUAAAGAGUUUAAAUAUGCACUCGUAUGGGGCUCAUCUGUAAAACAUCAACCACAAAAAGUUGGAAAAGAUCAUAUUCUCAAUGAUGAGGACGUUGUACAAAUUGUGAAAAAAGUUUAAUAUUAUAAAUAUUUGAAUUACUUCAAGAAAUUGAUUGUUUUUAUAAAAAAUCAUGCAGCAAAA